Castor canadensis (American beaver) is the source of this 2073-nucleotide messenger RNA. Lineage: Eukaryota; Metazoa; Chordata; Mammalia; Rodentia; Castoridae. The record is from RefSeq and is a predicted model, not a curated record.
AUGGCGGCAGAGGCUUCGACGGCUCCGCCCGCCUUGUCUUCCUACGGGCAGGUCGGGUGUAAGAGUCGGUAUUGGGGCACCUCAGAGGUUCAGUGUGCUCGGUGUGGACGGAGGGUGUCCAGAGCUUCCGGUCGCCACCAUGAACUUCAGUGUGGACACCCUUUUUGUGAACUGUGCUUGUUAGUACCUGAAGAAUACAGCACAAUUAAAUGCCCCAAUUGUGAGGUUGCUACACCUAUAAAUAUGAGACAAGGAUACUACCCAGUAGAUGGAUAUAUUAAAGAAGAUUCUUCUAUGGACAAAUUGCAACCGAAAAUGAUAAAGAAUUGUUCUCCAGACUUUAAAAGAACGGGUGAUCAGCUAACUGUUGGUUUAGAACAUUCAACCUCCAUACACAGGACUGUUCUGAGCUCAUCAGCUAUAACGUCGGAGACUAAAAUUACAGAAGAAAUUGAUGAAGCAUUGAAGAUAGCAGGCUAUAAUUUUGAACAAUUAAGUAUUGCUCUAAAAAUGCUUGAUUGUACACAGAAUAAAACAAAAAAGGAGACAAACAGUCUUAUAGAGGUUGUGGAGAAACAAUUUGAUAAACUUUUUGCUUCUCUUGAUUCCAGGAAAAAGAACUUGUGUGAAGAACUUGUAAGAAAUACAGAUGAUUAUUUAUCAAACUUAAUGAUGGCUAAAAGCUACAUUGAGGGGAAAAAAAAUGAUUUGGAUGCAGCCAUGAAGAUAGCAAGAGAAUUAAAAUCAGCACCUUCUCUUAGGACAUACUGUGACCUGACUCAGAUUAUCCGGACUUUGAAGUUAACAUUUGAGAGUGAAUUGUCACAAGUUAAUUCUCUAAAACCAAGGAACCCUCCCAGGUUGAAUAUGAAUUGCAGUGAGAUCAUCUGCAUGUUCAACAGUAUGGGAAAGAUUGAGUUUGAGGACUCAACAAAAUGUUAUCAAGAAAAUGAAAUUGGACAAAAUGUUCAAAAGAAACAUAAUAAUAAAAAGGAACUUUCUUAUGAUACAUACUCAUCACUAGAAAAGAAAAAGACUGAUAUCUCUGUCCAAACUAGUGAAGCAUCUGCACCUCCUUUGCAACUGGAAACUGGCGAUGAAUAUGUCGAGCCACAGAAAGAGAUGGUUACAGUGAUGUCCCCCAAAACCAUUGCUGUGCUACCUCAAAUGGGAUCUAGCCCUGAUGUGAUAAUUGAAGAAAUUAUUGAGGAAAACCUGGAAUAUUCUCCAGAGCUAGUUUUUGUAAGCCAUGUAAUACAUCCUUGCCAUUUCUACAUCCGGAAGUAUUCACAAAUAAAAGAUGUGACAGUAUUGGAAAAGAAGGUGAAUCAAAUUUGCAAUAAGAGUUUACACCUUGAUCCUUCAGACAUUUUGGAGCUAGGUGCAAGAAUAUUUGUCAACAGUAUUGAAAAUGGAAUGUGGUGUCGAGGAACUAUCACUGAAUUAAUUCCAAUAAAAAGUAAAAAUAUUAGAAAACCUUGUAGUCCAACCAAAUUCUCAGUCCGUGAAGUUGCACUAAUACAAGUAUUCAUGGUAGAUUUUGGAAAUUCUGAAGUCCUAAUUGUCACAGGAGUUGGUGACACUUGCGUGAGGCCAGAGCACGUCGCUGAGCAGCAUAUUGCACUGAAUGAUCUAUGUCUGGUUCUAAGGAAGUCUGAACCAUAUAUUGAAGAGUUGUUGAAAAACAUCCCACCAUUAGCCCACCCAUGCUCCUUGAAAGACAUUGUUCCACAUAAUUCAACUGAAGGCUGGGAAGAGGAAGCUAAAGUAGAAUUUUUGAAAAUGGUAAAUAACAAGGCUGUUUUAAUGAAAGUGUUUAGAGAAGAAGAUGAUGUGCUUAUUGUAGAUCUGCAGAAACCACCAACAAAUAAAAUAAGCAGUGAUAUGCCUGUGUCCCUUAGAGAUGCAUUAGUUUUUAUGGAACUAGCAAGGUUUCGGUCACAAUCACCAAGAAGUCACACUGAAAAAAAUAUGACUCUACACUAUCAUCCACCUAUUUUGCCUAAAGAAAUGACAGAUGUUUCCGUUAUGGUUUGUCAUAUAAAUAGUCCUGCAGAUUUCUAUCUUCAGUUG